Molecule: messenger RNA, 1752 nt
Organism: Leguminivora glycinivorella
Lineage: Eukaryota; Metazoa; Arthropoda; Insecta; Lepidoptera; Tortricidae
Source: RefSeq, a predicted model, not a curated record
AUGCCGAUAGAUAGCAACCUUAAUACCGAUAUAAUUCUUUACAAUGAAGGAAACACAGAGGCUCAAAACUUAGCCAUCACUGCUGCUAAGGUAGCCCUCAACAACUUCGAAUGGAGAUACGUGACUUUGGUUCUCUAUAACUCGUCAGUUCUUCUCGGAUUAAGCGUGUUCUUGCAACUUUACCGGAAAAGCAUAAUCGUUGGUAAUGCAUUUCUCGAUUCCGAAAAAUAUAAUCGUAGAAACAAGAUUAUCCAGUUUGUAAUCUUUGGAUCAGACUUGAUUAGCAUAAAACAUAUUCUGAAUUGGAUGCGCAACAAGCAAUUAGACAAUACUGGAAAAUUUAUUGUCAUUUGUGAGAACUGCGAAGAGCGAAAAGCGAUGGACUUAUUCUGGAAUCGCAAGAUAACCAAUGUAGUACUUAUUAAUGAUAAGUCUGCAGCUAGCAAUUCAAUUGGUUUUACAUAUUCUGUUUAUCACGACGAAAAAUGUGGAAUAAGUGCACCUCACGCACCUGUAAUGAAAACGUGUAAUGAAAGUACAUGCACAGAGGUAUUUCACAUGAAACUGAAAAAUUUUCACGGGUGUCCGGUAAUUGUGUCUACGAUAAGUCAGGCCUCGCUCAUGUCUCUGGAAUCGGGAACCCCACGUGGUGCUGACGGUGAUCUCUUGCUUCUCCUUGCGGAAGCCUUAAACGCUACUCUGAAGGUAAUUACUCCGCGUAGGGGGUGCGGCUUUGGGCAACUGGACAAAAAUGGUAACUGGACAGGAUCCUUAGGAGACGUUUAUUACGGUCUUGCUAAUUUCUCUAUGACGUCCUCAUGUAUAACGCUGACGAGAUACAAUAAUUUCCAUUUAUCUAAAAACUACUAUUCGAUGAAUCUUGUAUGGGUCACUCAUCCUACAACGCCGCUGCCAGCUUGGCAAAAGCUUCUGCGACCAUUUCAAAUAACGGCAAGGAUAUCUCUAACUUUUACAUUUUUAUUCGUGAUAAUGAUAGCUGUAUUCCUAAAAACCAAAUACUGGACUAAAAUUUCUAAAAGGAUUAAAAAAACAUCGCGUCCUCAUAAACACUUCUUAUUCAAUGCUUGGGCAAUUCUCAUGGGCAUGCCCAAGACAACAUUGCCUUCAAAACCGGCAUAUUUCACCAUAUUUAUGUUAUGGGUAUAUUAUUGUUUUAUGAUUCGAACUUUUUAUCAGACAUCACUUAUACAUGCUAUGAAAAAUAACUACACCUCUCCGGAAUUCAAUAACCUUGAGGACAUAUUAAGUUCUGGUUAUCCAUUUGGUGGUUACCCGACACUUCAGGAGUUGUUCAUUGACGUCCCUGAAGUAUAUAACCAUUGGAAACCCUUGCAUGACACCGAAUUUGAAACUAUGGUCAGUUUAUCGAAAGGAAUGAAGUACGUUCUGGCCGUAAAAAAGGUUACCGCUGAAAAUUUUAUUGAAAAUCAUCAUGGAAAUAUACAUAUUGUGCCUCAGAUCAUUGUGACGAGUCCCAGCGUUUUAUUUUUCAAGAAAUUCUCUCCAAUGGUGGAACCCGUUAAUCAAGUGCUUGAGCGAUUAAACGAAGGGGGUUUCAUUGAGAAGUUCUCAGUAGAUCAUGCCAAAACGAAAUCAACGAAAGAGAGAGAAAAAUCAGAAGCAAUGAACGCUGGACACUACGCGGGAUGUUACGUAGUAUUGGUGACUGGUUGGAUUGUAUCGAUAACAGUUUUUGUUUGUGAAAUUUGUUAUAAAUGUAGUAAACGUUAA